Effrenium voratum is the source of this 2397-nucleotide messenger RNA. The record is from the annotation of a GenBank genome assembly. Lineage: Eukaryota; Dinophyceae; Suessiales; Symbiodiniaceae.
AGUUCGGCUCAAGUUGAUGGGAUGAUUGAUCGCUUUGCGUUUGGAGCCCACGGCAUGGAGCGGAGCUUCUCGAGUGCCCCCAUCGAGUCCGUGUCCGUGCCCAUGUGGGUGGUGAAGGCUUCCACCCUGCUGCUCUUUGACACAAUGCCUUGCCACGAGGAGCUUGCGGAAAAAGGAUUGCUGGUCCGGCUCCAGGAAGGCAUUUUCUGCAUCUUCGUGUCCCACCAAUGGCUGGGUACCUUUCAUCCAGACCCAACGGGCGAGCAGCUGCGAGUGCUGCAGGAUACCUUGCGGAACCUUAUGAGAGGUGAGCAGAUUGGGACGGACAUCACCUUAGAGUUCUGGCUGCAAAGCGUCCGACUCAGCGAAAUGCACCGAUCCAAACUCAAGGACGCCUACAUAUGGCUGGAUUGGCUCAGCAUUCCUCAGCAGGAUGCAGGGCGUGGCAACCGCAACCCAGCGGACGAGCUAGGGCAAGUUGUAGAGAGCACACCCUCUACCUCGGUGGGGUCUGUCGAGGGGCCUGCUGGUCAGGCGGACUAUAUCAACAUGAUUCCGGAGUACGUCAAGGCGUCGGACAUGUUUUUAACGCUUGCGCCACGCUCCCGGCACACUGUCACCGGCGUCCGCUGCGACUACUUCAGUUGGUCUGGGAGGGGGUGGUGUCGUCUUGAGCUGUGGUGCAAGAUGCUAUCUGCCAACGUCGAGUUUCCCACGGUCCUAGUCACCGCAGCGGACAAAGUGGAGUUCGUGCUGCCUAUGCACUGGCUUGACAACCCCCCGCAGGACGGUGCCUUCUCCUACACAAAGGAUCGCGAAGUUGUGCUACGUGUCAUGGAGAAGGCUUUGCGCGCUAAGCUGCGGCUCUUGAAGGACACGAAGAAGUGGAAUCUCUACCGCUACUACAUGGCCAGGUACGACAUUCUACUUGGCCAACCUUGUCGGCAGCGAUCUCCAGAAGAAUUUCAGCGAGACUUUAGGUUCGAAUCUCUUGCUUCAGCCCGUGGUAUGACUCCGAUGGCCUGCGCGGCGCUGUCCGGGGACGCAAACAUGGUUUCCCAGCUUUGCGACGCGCAGCUGGACGUGGACAGGUUCAUUGGCACGCUGCCCGAGGUGUACAUUAUGGAGUCACUGACGCCUUUGAUGCUGACCAUGUGGUUGGGGUGGCGCUGUCACAAGGUGGCCAAUGCCCUCCUGGAGCGGAGGGCGAACGCCAAUGCUACCACCGCUGUGGGUGGCGAGCAUGUGCUGAGCUUCUGCAAGACACCGGCGGCUGUAGACCUCUUGGUCCAGCACAGGGCAGAUGUAAACCGGCAGCAAGGAGGACACUUCAAGCUGCCACCGAUCACAUCAGCAUGCGGUCGCUCAGCGCCUACGUCUGUGAUAGCAGCCCUCUUGAAGCAUGGUGCAGAUGUGAACCCAAGAAGAGGCGCUGCUGCGUGCAAUCAUCCCUUUGUGGGCGUCGCCUACCGGUGGACGAUGAGCGAGAGCUCCACUGAAGUUGCCAAAUUGCUUUUGGACGCCCGGGCAGAUGUAAAUGCCCAGCGCCACGGGUCGGGAAUUGGGCGCCUCGGGGAAUUGACCUGCCGGGGCCUGGUGAUGUUGCGCGGCAGCAAGGCGCCGAAAGUAUCUCAAUUCUUCGCCGAGUGGUCGACGACUCCCCUGGGUUUCGCUUGCUUUUUCGGCGCGGAGGAGCUCGUGGAGCUGCUGCUAGAGGCAAAAGCCGACUGCGAGCUGCGGAACGCUCGAGGGCGCACGCCGCUGCAGCUGACGCAGUCCGCAGCGGUGCUGAAUGUCCUUCACCGCCACCAGACCACGUUUUCCAUUUGACCCCUAAAAUGUGCAGCGUGCGGAUCGGUGUUUCCGAUGUGUCUGCCAGUUGGCGAUUGACACUCAUGAGUGCCUGCCUCACUCGCAAAUGGGAGUUCAUCGCGGUGUUUGGCGAAAAUCAAGAUGACCACCCCGAUGGUGGCAGCGUGGAUAAUCCAACAGAUUGCGGGAUGCCUAUGCGCAUGCCAUGUGCAGUUUGCGUGCUUUUUGUGGGACGCAUUGCUUCAUGCAAGCGCGACUGUCAGUUCAGCUUGCUGCAUUCAACCGACCAUGAUCAGCUUUUGCCGCCCAGCUAGCUGCAACACUCUGCCCCGGCACGGCAACUCCAAAAGUCAACAACACGACCUGAAGGGGUAGAAUGAGGCAACCCUGCCCAUCUUUCCUUUGUGAGUUCCCAACAUCAGUUGGGCAGUGCGGUGAUGCCGCGCGCAAACCUUAAAGAGGUGGGCGCUGCUUUCUCAUACUCAAUUUCUGCCCCCGUUCGGCGGCCGACUCGUUUGAAGGGCUCCUCCCUUGGCCGCUUGGCCAAAUUUUUCCACCGGUCGGGGAUGAUGUUAGGGCAACACA